Messenger RNA from Globicephala melas (long-finned pilot whale), 2697 nucleotides. RefSeq names its product neuron derived neurotrophic factor (gene NDNF). The record is from RefSeq and is a predicted model, not a curated record. Gene Ontology annotation, biological process: extracellular matrix organization. Gene Ontology annotation, molecular function: heparin binding; protein binding. NCBI's taxonomy places the organism in Eukaryota, Metazoa, Chordata, Mammalia, Artiodactyla, Delphinidae.
GGAGCGAACCGAGCCGCUCACACGCCGCCGCCCCGUGCGCCCAGCUCUCCCCGCGCGGCGCUCCAGCCUGGAGCCGGUGCCCUGAGCGGCCGCCCGUGGAGCCCGCGCCGGAUCCCCUCUCAGCUGCAGCAUCCUCCCGCCGCCCGGCCCCCGCACUCCCCCUGCCUUUUAAAAGGACCUUCCGCCGCUCCCUCGCUCUGCCCCGGGAUCCCCCCAGUUCUGCGCUUCUCCCCGCGCCACUUCGCAGCAACUUCGGCGGCCGCGCGCCGCCAGCCCUCGCCCGCCUUUGAAGUUUGCAGCGCCGGCCGCAAAGUUGGGACACUUCGGCCCAUUUCAUUUUUCUCCUUUAUCCGCUUCCUCCUCCACCCACCUCCCCCAAGUCCCUUUGGUUCCUGAGUACUGGUGCUUAGCAUCUUGGCCGGAGCCGGGGACGUGGCCCCAUCACACCUCGGGAAGGGAUAUUUCCUCUUCCCCGCAGGAAAACAUUUUUUGUAAGGAUGGUGCCUCUCCACUGGUGUAUGCUGUGGCUGCUGUUACCACUCAGCUCCAGGACCCAGAAGUUACCCACUCGAGAUGAGGAACUCUUUCAGAUGCAAAUUCGGGACAAGGCAUUUUUUCAUGAUUCGUCAGUAAUUCCAGAUGGAGCUGAAAUUAGCAGUUAUCUCUUUAGAGACACACCUAAAAGGUAUUUCUUUGUGGUUGAAGAAGACAACACGCCAUUGUCAGUCACAGUGACUCCCUGCGAUGCGCCCUUAGCGUGGACGCUGAGCCUCCAGGAGCUGCCAGAGGAGGCGAGCGGGGAAGGCUCAGGUGAUCCAGAGCCUCUGGCUCAGCAGAAGCAGCAGAUCAUUAAUGAGGAAGGCGCAGAGUUAUUCUCCUACAAAGGCAACGACGUGGAAUAUUUCAUAUCUUCUAGUUCUCCAUCUGGUUUAUAUCAGUUGGAGCUUCUUUCAACAGAGAAAGACACACAUUUCAAAGUAUAUGCCACCACAACUCCAGAGUCUGACCAGCCCUACCCUGAAUUACCUUAUGACCCAAGAGUCGACGUUACCUCCCUGGGAUGCACCACGGUCACUUUGGCUUGGAAACCGAGCCCCACGGCCUCUUUGCUGAAACAACCCAUUCAGUACUGUGUGGUCAUCAACAAAGAGCACAAUUUCAAAAGUCUCUGCGCAGUGGAAGCGAAGUUGAGUGCAGACGACGCUUUCAUGAUGGCACCAAAGCCCGGUCUGGACUUCAGCCCUUUUGACUUUGCCCACUUCGGAUUUGCUUCGGAUAAUUCAGGUAAAGAGCACAGCUUCCUGACAAAGCCGUCUCCAAAACUGGGGAGGCACGCCUACUCGAGGCCCAAGGUUGACAUUCAGAAAAUCUGCAUAGGAAACAAGAACAUCUUCACCGUCUCGGAUCUGAAACCCGAUACGCAGUACUACUUUGACGUCUUCGUGGCCAACAGCAACAGCAAUAUGAGCACUGCUUACGUGGGCACCUUUGCCAGGACCAAGGAAGAAGCGAAACAGAAGACAGUUGAGCUGAAAGAUGGGAAAGUUACGGAUGUGUUUGUUAAAAGGAAGGGGGCAAAGUUUCUACGGUUUGCUCCAGUCUCGUCUCACCAAAAAGUCACCUUAUUUAUUCACUCUUGUCUGGACGCUGUCCAAAUCCAAGUGAGAAGAGAUGGGAAACUUCUUCUGUCUCAGAACGUGGAAGGCAUUCGACAGUUUCAGCUGAGAGGAAAACCUAAAGCCAAAUAUCUCAUUCGACUGAAAGGAAACAAGAAGGGAGCAUCUAUGUUGAAAAUACUAGCUACCACCAGGCCCAGUAAGCAGUCAUUUCCCUCUCUUCCUGAAGACACGCGCAUCAAAGCCUUCGACAAGCUGCGCACCUGUUCUUCAGCCACCGUGGCUUGGCUAGGCACCCAGGAAAGGAACAAGUUUUGCAUCUACAAAAAGGAAGUGGAUGAUAAUUACAGUGAAGACCAGAAGAAAAGAGAGCAAAACCAAUGCCUUGGACCAGAUACAAGGAAGAAAUCAGAGAAGGUCCUCUGUAAAUAUUUCCACAGUCAAAACCUGCACAAAGCAGUGACCACAGAAACAAUCAAAGGUCUUCAGCCUGGAAAAUCUUACCUGCUGGAUGUUUAUGUCACAGGACACGGGGGGCACUCUGUGAAGUAUCAGAGUAAAGUUGUAAAAACCAGGAAGUUCUGUUAGUUACCUUGUAUAGAGAUAUAUCACUUAGAACUCCAGGAGAGACAUUAAAUCACUUUAAGUAUAAACUGACUACUCCCACAGCUGAAAGAAGUUGUGACCUGUACUUGUACUAUGGAAGAAGGGAUAUCAGCUGGUGUAUAUUGAUGUUUAUAUAAGUAAUUGUUGGAGGAGACUUGGUCUAGUGUGCCCCAAUGGUACCUAGUGUGUAUCUGAUAUCCACUGAUGUCAAAGAGAAAGGACAUCUUGAAGGAACUGCCAUCCCUUGCUUUGACCACUGCAUGAACUGCUUCUAAAUUAUUUUAUCACCUAAAAAUUUUGAAUAUGCCAUUCAUUGCACACAUCCACAAAUGCAAAUUAUUCCUCUCAAUAGAUGCUAGAAUAUAUAUAAAUUAUUUUAUAAAGUCUUGUUUUAAAUGUCAGUGUUUCUAUGAUUGUAAACUAUUAAAUUCUUUUCCUGUUAAAGUACGGAUCUAAUCUAAGUAUAUUAAGUGGA